ACGCGGCGGCGGAGGAGGCGGCGCGGCAGCUCCGAGGCUGCGGCAGGAGCGGGAGCGGCCCCGCGGGAGCGAGCCCCGGCGGCGCGGAGCGCGUGGAAGCUGUAGCCAUGACCACCGAGGUAGGCCCCGCAGCUGAGGUGAAGCAGGAGCCCGAGAAAGUGGGCGCCGCCGCCACGGAGAGGCCUAAGGAGGCAGCAGAGAACCGGCAGAAUCCGCCCUUGGAGCCCGAGGAGCCCGGGCCGCCGGCCCUGCCUGCAGCUGACAGCCCAGGUCGCCCCCGCCAGAAGAGGGAGGGGGAGCCAUCGGAGAGCAGGGGACUCGCCCGCUUCCUGCCGCCCUGGCUGAAGAAGCAGAAGUCCUAUACGUUGGUGGCGGCCGGGGACAAGGAGCCGAAGGAGCCCCCGCGGGCUGUCGUGGAGCAGGUGGCAGGUCCAGAGGAAUCUCCUCCCGAAGGGGAGAGGCCGCCCCAGGCCGAAGCCCAGGAGAGCGCUGGGAGCAGACAGCAGGAGGUGACAGCCGGGGUCAAGCCCGAGAAGCCGGCAGCCAGCACCGAGGCCCAGUCUGCUGAAGAGGUGGGUAAGGGCAAAGAGAAGGUGGAUGAGGUGCAGGAAGAUGCGUUGGAGGAAGCAGCGCAGAGGGAGAGCAAGGAGGUGCAGACCAAUGAGCUGAAAGCAGAGAAGGCCGCCCAGAAAGCCGCCAAGAAGACCAAAAUGGUCCAGUGCAAGGUGAUGCUCCUCGACGGCACCGAGUACAGCUGUGACCUGGAGAAACGUGCUAAGGGACAAGUGUUAUUUGACAAAGUGUGUGAACAUCUCAAUCUCCUGGAGAAGGACUACUUUGGACUUUUAUUUCAGGAAAGCCCUGAGCAGAAAAACUGGCUAGAUCCUGCGAAAGAAAUAAAGAGACAACUGCGAAAUCUUCCUUGGCUGUUCACCUUUAAUGUGAAGUUUUAUCCUCCUGACCCUUCUCAGUUGACCGAAGAUCUCACCAGGUACCUCCUGUGCCUUCAGCUGCGGCAGGACAUCGCCUCGGGCCGCCUGCCCUGCUCCUUCGUGACGCACGCCCUCCUGGGGUCCUACACGCUGCAGGCUGAGCUGGGGGACCAUGACCCGGAGGAGCACGGUGGCAGUGACCUCAGCGACUUCCAGUUUGCACCGAUGCAGACCAAGGAGCUGGAAGAGAAGGUGGCAGAGCUGCACAGAACCCACAGGGGCUUAUCUCCAGCACAAGCUGAUUCUCAGUUCCUAGAAAAUGCCAAGAGGCUCUCCAUGUACGGUGUCGACCUGCAUCAUGCCAAGGACUCGGAAGGCGUGGACAUCAAGCUGGGGGUGUGCGCCAAUGGGCUCCUCAUUUACAAAGACAGACUGAGAAUCAAUCGCUUUGCUUGGCCGAAAAUCUUGAAAAUCUCCUAUAAGCGCAGUAACUUCUACAUUAAAGUCAGGCCCGCAGAGCUCGAACAAUUUGAGAGCACCAUUGGAUUCAAACUGCCAAACCAUCGGGCGGCAAAAAGGCUAUGGAAAGUGUGUGUGGAGCAUCAUACUUUCUACAGGCUUGUGUCUCCAGAGCAGCCACCAAAGGCCAAGUUCCUGACGUUGGGGUCCAAGUUCCGCUACAGCGGCCGCACCCAAGCCCAGACCCGCCAGGCAAGCACCCUCAUUGACAGGCCAGCGCCACACUUUGAGCGUACCUCCAGCAAGCGGGUCUCCAGGAGUCUGGAUGGAGCUCCGCUGGGCGUCGUGGAACCAGGCCUUGUGAAGGACCUUCCCGGUGCUGCUGGGGAGCUGCCCGCCGGCCCCGGGGUGGGCAGCGCUGCCGCCGUGCAGGAUGGGGACGGCACCAGGGACCUCCGAAGCCCGGCCAAAGCCCCUCACGUGCAAUUCGUUGAAGGAAAGAAAAAUUCCUUGAGAGUAGAAGGGGAUAAUAUUUAUGUCAGACAUAGCAAUUUAAUGUUGGAGGACCUCGAUAAGGCCCAGGAGGACAUACUGAGACAUCAGGCUAGCAUUAGUGAACUCAAGCGCAAUUUUAUGGAAUCCACACCUGAGCCGCGCCCUAAUGAAUGGGAAAAACGACGUAUCACACCUCUGUCCCUACAGACACAAGGGAGCAGAGGAGACCAUCUUUUCAAGGAUAUUUUAUCCGUGAAGGAGAAGCAUCCGAUGGCAGCAGCACGGACAGUUGAAGAAAAAGUCCAGGAGGCAGACAAGAGCCUAGAAGAGGAGAUAACGUCCAUUUUGUUUAGUGCAAAGGGCUUUUGUGGUAGCGUGGGCACCUCCUGCAGCGCAGCCAGCACCCGGACAGCCGAGGGCCCUGCUGUGAGCCGUAAAGCCCCUCCUGAGAGGCCUUCCUCGCCCUCCUCGCAGUUGCCUGAGAAACGUGCUCCCGAGUCAGAAGGGCCUUGCACUGGAGCCAGUGAUGCUGUUAAGAGUUCACAUGAGACUCUGAAUGUAGUGGAGGAGAAGAAGCAGGCAGAGGUUGGGAAAGACGAAAGAGUAAUCGCGGAAGAGCUGAACGGUAAAGAGCUAUCACCUGGGAGUGGUCCUGGGGCCACGCGUAAGGUGGAGCCCGUGACACAGAAGGACUCCACCUCCCUGUCUUCUGAGAGCAGCGGCGGCAGUGAGAGCGAGGAGGAAGACGUGGGCGAGUACCGGCCCCACCACCGCGUGACCCCAGGCACCAUCAGGGAAGAACAGGAGGAGGAGGAGGAGGAGGUGGAGGAAGGAGCCGGCCGAGCAGCCCAGGUGGUAGAGAGGGAGGCGCCGGCACCCCAAGGCAGCCGCGGCUCGCAGGCAGGUGCCAGUGUGAGCGCAGUGCGAGCCGAGAGCCAGGAAGGCCCAGUGGCCCCCGGGAGCCCUGCAGAGAAGCGUGUAGACGGAGGCGCCACUAAGCAAGACGGCAGCGAAGACGCGGAGGACGAGCCGCAUAAAGUUAACGGAGAGGUGUCUCCUGUUGACCUUGAUGUUUUGCCACAAAUUAUUUGUUGUUCAGAGCCACCAGUGGUAAAAACAGAGAUGGUAACAAUUUCUGAUGCCUCACAAAGGACAGAAAUCUCCACCAAGGAAGUCCCUAUUGUCCAAACUGAGACCAAAACCAUCACAUAUGAGUCUCCACAGAUUGACGGCGGGGCUGGUGGUGACUCCGGAACAUUACUGACGGCGCAAACCAUCACAUCUGAGUCCGUGUCGACAACGACCACAACGCACAUCACCAAGACUGUGAAAGGUGGCAUAUCUGAAACAAGAAUUGAGAAACGCAUCGUGAUUACGGGAGAUGCAGACAUUGAUCAUGACCAGGCGCUGGCGCAGGCCAUCCGGGAAGCCCGGGAGCAGCACCCCGACAUGUCGGUGACGAGAGUGGUGGUGCACAAGGAGACGGAGCUGGACGAAGGGGAGGAGUAGGCAAGAGAACCCAUCUUUUAAACAACACUCGACUUUGCAAACCUGAGGAGCUUCGGCCCUCGCAGGUGUCCGCGCCGCCCCCCUACUGCCGCCAGUCCGUGCUACGCCGGUAACCCGACCAGGAGCCUGAAGAAUUAAAAUGCCGACAACCAAACCUUACCUAACAGCCCUGGUCUAUCCUGUUCCCCCGCAUUUUAAUACAUUAUUUUGUUUUAUAACCACUUCUAAACAUUCUUGAUUCUUUUUUUUAACUAGGGAGUUUUGUUUUUGUUUCCCGUUUACUUUGUGUACAACUACCUGCUUUUUGUCACUCAUUUUGAUCGAUGACGGUGAACAAAGCCAGCCCGGCUGGUGAGGUGCUGUUCACCUGAACAGGUGCUCUGACUAAUCCCGAUGCUGGCUUUCCCACCUUCGGACGCUUCCCCUCGACUUCGCACGGUAAACAGCGGAGUCUUCGGAGCGCAGCGGCCACGCCGCCGAGGAAACGUCGCUGCCGCUCAGGAGCGGUCCGUGCAUCCGGAAGGUCCUCUAGCGUCUGAGGCUCUCGGGCGCCUCCACUGCGGAGCCGUGGCACCUGCGGCGAGGGCCGAGCCCUGCGGGAGGAGGCGCCACGUCGUGCUUGCGGCCAGGCACGAGGUUUCCGGGCGUCCGGCGCCGGGCGCUUGGUGCGGGCCGCGUGCGCGGUGCGGCGGCCCCGUAAGAGCAGGCGCGGGGCCCGGGCGGGGCGGGCCGUGGCGGACGGAGGGCUGCGGAGGCCGAGCGGGGGCGGCGGCCAUGGGGGCGGCGCGCUCUCCUUCGCUCCCACCGCCGUGCGGGCCGUGCGGGCCGGUGCCCGCCUCGCGUCCUGGCAGCCUCCCCUGUACUCCGAGCGCCCCGCUGUGAUGCGGCCGUGAAAUAAAGGCUCUGUGUUCCCGCA
This is a messenger RNA of Nyctereutes procyonoides (raccoon dog), 4311 nucleotides long. It is a transcript of the gene EPB41L2, whose product is annotated as erythrocyte membrane protein band 4.1 like 2. Gene Ontology annotation, molecular function: actin binding; structural molecule activity. The transcript has 23 exons. Gene Ontology annotation, cellular component: plasma membrane; cytoskeleton. The coding region runs from base 108 to 3395 and encodes 1095 amino acids. NCBI's taxonomy places the organism in Eukaryota, Metazoa, Chordata, Mammalia, Carnivora, Canidae. Gene Ontology annotation, biological process: cortical actin cytoskeleton organization. The record is from RefSeq and is a predicted model, not a curated record.